AGACAUUAUAAGGACGUGCAGUAGAUUUAGCUGUGCUGUGCUGACUCUGAGUGAUGCGGUGGACACUUCACAGUCACUUUCACUCUUCUUCUGAGCGCUCAGUCCUCUCCUCGCGCGCAUCUUCUGAAGCAUCAAACAAACUAAAUUAUUUCUGUCACAACAGUCAUGAAGUGGAUCCUACUCGUGUUCGGCAGUGUGUGUCUACUGGAUGUGGUUGAGGACUCGUUCGUGCACGGCAAGCGCAACGCGAGAACAGUGACUUUCUCUCGGACUGGCCGCGGUCAGUCGAGACGCAGACGGGACACCUGGACGACUGAAAAAGAGCGGUUCACCGAGUGCAAUACUCCACUGUCGGUCAAAGACAGAGAGCUUCUGCGCAGCCACACACACGAGACUGGUUUUCAUGGGGAUGAUGGAUCCAGUUUUACCCUCACAUGGGCUGGAAAUGGAACUGGGAUAAUCUUCGUCCUUUCCACAAUCAGUGUUCCUUCUGAUUCAUUUUAUGAAGGUGGUUCAUCACGCCUUUAUAGGAGUGAAGACUAUGGGAAGUCUUUUCAUGAUAUCUCUCAUGCCAUCAACAACACAUUUUUAAAUAGCUACUUUGGCAUAAGUGCUGGACAUGGGAACCCUCAACCGGUCAUUUUAACAGCCAACCUGCCUUUUACUAAGGACCCAGGAGGAAAGAUUUUUACGUCGAUGGAUGCAGGUCUGACGUUUAGAUCAGUGCAGCUUCAAUUUCACCCAGCACAGGCCAUUCAAUUCUCUUUACUAGACCCAAAAUACCUUGUGGUCAUCAGCAUAGAUGAUGGGCUGUGGCUCUCAGAAGACUUUGGGAACAAUUGGUCUAAAGUUCAUGAAGGAGUGCACACAUUCACAUGGGGUUCCGAGAACACUCUUUUCUUCAGUUCAAGCCCAAAUGGAACAGUGGAGGCAGCAAGACGAGGCGAGCUUAUUCUGAGACGGACUUGUGAUUUUGGCAAAACCUUUGACACCAUUGCCGAGAACAUCUUCUCGUUUGGUCACAUUGGUAGCUUCUUGUUUACCUCCGUCAUGGAAAAACUGGGCUCCCCUCGUGUCAUCUAUGUGUCGAAAGAUCAGGGUGACCAUUUCAAAAGAGCUCAGCUACCAUCAGCUACUACAGAGCAGUUCUACUCUGUUUUGGAUGCUGAUGAAGACAUGAUCUUCAUGCAUGUGGACAACCCUGGAGAAGACACAUAUUAUGGGACAGUCUAUGCCUCUGAUGAACAAGGAAUCCUGUACUCAAAGUCUCUGGAGCGCCACUUGUUUGGUGGGGAGGGGAAAAGUGACUUCACUAACAUCACGUCUUUGAGAGGGGUAUAUCUGACCAACAUACUGGAGGAAGGUGGAUGCAUUCGUUCAGUCAUCUCAUUCAACAGAGGGGGACGAUGGAGAUAUCUGAAAAAGCCAGAGAAUGUCGAUUGUCCAGAUAUGUCGAAAAAGUGUAACCUGCACAUCCAUGGAGAGCACAGUCAUUUUAGUGGAGUCACUCCCAUGACGCCUAGCUCUGAACCUACAGCUAUCGGUCUGGUCAUCGGCCAUGGGAGUGUUGGAGAUUCCAUUUCAGCAGCCCGCCCUGAUGUAUAUGUGUCUAGGGAUGGAGGUUACACAUGGUGGGGAACUCUAAGAGGACCUCACCACUACAGCAUACUGGACUCUGGAGGGCUAAUAGUGGCUGUGGAGGCGCGCAGAGACAGAGGGAUCAGCUCCAUAAAGUUUUCCACAGAUGAAGGGCAGUGUUGGAAGACAUUUAAUUUCACAGACCACCCGUUCUUUCUGGCAGGACUGGCAUCAGAGCCUAGCAGCAGUACAAUGAACAUCAGUAUUUUUGGCUACCGCCUAGAUGACAAUCAUAAGCCUAUGUGGGUAGCUGUCACCAUAGACUUUGAGCACCUGCUCACUAGAGAGUGUAAUGAUCAGGAUUAUGUGACGUGGUUGGCACACUCCAACUACAGUUCUAACCCAAAAACAGAUGGAUGUCUCUUGGGCUAUAAGGAGACAUUUAGAAGACUUAAGACACUGUCUGCAUGUAGAAAUGGUAGAGGAUAUGUGGUCAGUAGACAGCAGAGUCCAUGCAUUUGCACCAGUGAGGACUUCAUGUGCGACUAUGGAUUCUAUUGGCAUGAAAAUAGCUCAGCGUGUCUCCCUCAGCCCGACUUUCUGAAUCAAACCCAGGAUUUUUGUUUGAAUGUAGACCUGCAGACUACAGGAUAUCGCAGGAUUCCCGGAGAUAAAUGUAAGGGGAGUUUCAGCCCUCCAAGAAAUGAAGAGGCUCACCAAAAGCUUUGUGGGAAUGUCACUUCCUCAGAUUCACAUACAGAGAUACCACCAGCCAUACUGGCUCUUAUAGUGGUGUGUAGUUUGGGCAUCAUUUGUUUGGUUAUUAUAGCAGCUUACAUGAUCACUUCAAGAAGAAUAAACUGUGGCCAAAGGUCGCCGGAAUAUAACUUUUCUGUUCUGCAAAUCCAAGAAGACGACCUGUCCGUUAACAAUGAAAGCACCCCCAAUGGCAAACUAAACGGUUUCCAGGUCCAGGAGGACUCAGAUGAUGUGAGCUUGAUCAAACAAUAAUAUCAUGCCUCCAUUUAGUUAAUGGCUAUUGUAAUAAUUAACCUAAAAACCUACUUAAUCUUCUUACACUCGUUAUUCCAACCUUUGUGCUUUGUUUUUUAUUUUGUAGGAAGUACUUUUUUAAAAAUAAUUUAUUGCAUUUGUUUGCUUUUAUUUUUCUCUAUUUUUCUUUCUUUCUUUUUUCUUUUCUUUUUUGGUCUUCUUUAGGAUCUCCUUGAAUGAACAACAUUUAAACUGUGGAAACUACUCAGGCUUUGAAAACAGGUGUUUGCAGGCAGAUAUGCUUCAAAUAAAUUUCAAGCCUAGUCACUGUAACUGGAAGAUAAAACACCUGAAAAUAAUAGUGAACUGCAUUUAUCAACCUGAGCUCUUGUUUUGUCCUAUCAAGUGUAUUAUGCAAGUAUCUGAGGAUAAUGCAUGUAUCAUUGAAAGUGAAUUUACUUUCACCCUCUCUGUCUUUUGCACUGGACUCAUUCAUAUUCCCUCAGGCUGCUGCUGGUAUUACUCUUGAGCUUUGGGACUAUGUAUCUAGACAAGUCUACUGUUUUUAUUAGUAAAUAAAUUAAAAUGAAUUUAAAACAAA
Danio rerio (zebrafish) is the source of this 3172-nucleotide messenger RNA. Lineage: Eukaryota; Metazoa; Chordata; Actinopteri; Cypriniformes; Danionidae. The record is from RefSeq and is a predicted model, not a curated record.